Molecule: messenger RNA, 999 nt
Organism: Anoplopoma fimbria (sablefish)
Lineage: Eukaryota; Metazoa; Chordata; Actinopteri; Perciformes; Anoplopomatidae
Gene: hoxc10a
Product: homeobox C10a
Exons: 2
Coding region: 1-999 (332 amino acids)
Biological process (GO): regulation of transcription by RNA polymerase II
Cellular component (GO): nucleus
Molecular function (GO): DNA-binding transcription factor activity, RNA polymerase II-specific; RNA polymerase II cis-regulatory region sequence-specific DNA binding
Source: RefSeq, a predicted model, not a curated record
AUGUCAUGUCCGAAUAAUAUAGCGCCCGGGAACUUCCUGAUGGAUUCUUUGAUGGGAGGUUCAUCUUCCUUCAGGGGUGAGGGUUAUUCCAGCAGCCCCGGGAUGUACAUCCACACCGCUGCAGAGUACGGAUAUUCAGUGAUGAGAAACAUUGGGAAGGUAGGACCGGCUUCUCGCUCCAAACGGGACGAGGUUCCUCCUCCGGGCGGUGUUCCGCUCAGCGCCUUCCAGGAUGCGUCCUACCUGUCAGCACAGCUGCCCACAUGGACCCCGGGCUCCAAACCCAGCAGAGACGAACAACCUGUUGCCCAGUGUUUACAACCCUGCUCGUUUCCAGCGGGCAACGUCAAAGAGGAGGCGUUUUGCUGCCUCUAUCAGGAUGACAGCAAUAAGGGGAAGCAGGCAACAACAGAGGCGGCCACUUACAUCCGGCUCGGGGACAAUAGCUGCCGGCCCGAGCAAACUGCUUCGUCCAGCGGCUGUUUCCAGGUGUACAGCGGAGAGAGGCCGCAGCAGGACGACGACCGGCAGUUCCCCUCCGGCUUCUCCCUGACCCACUUGGCGACAUCUGCUGAAUCAGCAUCAGAAUCGACAAAAAGUUGCAGUAAAUCGGCACAGGAGACAGCGAGGGAGGUUUCAGAGACAGAGGAGAGUCAGAACAGGAAGGAAGAGAAGGCCAAUAGUGACAGCUGCUCAGAUCAUUCGGACGGGGAAUUAAAAGAUGAUUUAUCCGCGGAAAAGACUACGGGGAGCUGGUUAAAAGCCAAAAGUGGAAGGAAGAAGCGGUGUCCCUACACAAAGCACCAGACGCUGGAGCUGGAGAAGGAGUUCUUGUUCAACAUGUAUCUGUCUCGGGAGCGCCGCCUGGAGAUCAGUCGGAGUAUCAACCUGACCGACAGACAGGUCAAGAUCUGGUUCCAGAACAGACGCAUGAAGCUCAAGAAAUUCAACAGGGAGAUCCGAGAGAGGGAGCACAGUGCAGUUUAUAACUAUUCCUGA